CUCCCCUCUGCCACAUGGUUGGCAUCUGCACUCCAUGGUCUAGGUCGAAAUGGGUUCACUGGGGCUAGAAACUCUCGCCCAGGUAAGGGCUAAGAGCCUACGUACCUAUCUAGUACGUACGGUAAGAGACCUUCUUGAUCACACAACCAAACAUGCCAUGGCGUCAGGUCCGCAGCUUAGUAGUAGGUCGAACUUGGGCGCAGCCUCCUUAUUCGCCUGCUCCCCCUUCGCCGUCCACCCUGUCCAAUUCCAUCGGAGCCGCCACUGUGGACAGGGCUGGCUGAUGAUCCCAGAACGCUUGGGUUCUGCAUCAGCUCCUCUGUACCUUAUCCUAUCUUUCCUUUCUCCCAUUGCUCUUCUCGCCGUUUCGACAGUCUCCAGUCUAUCUUUCGUUCCAAUCUUCUCCUUCUCCUUCUCUUCUUUUUCCCCCCCUCUGUUUUAUUUAUUUUUAUCUUUUUAGACUUUUUCGCCUCUGAUUUUUCUAGUCUCUAUCAUUCGUCCCACCUAUAGAUAUCUAGUCCCUUUUCAGGAUGCAUAGACGAUGCUUCCGAUUCUGUUUAUCUUCCUCCGUGAUCCCCGACUCCAUGGCCUC
This is a messenger RNA of Aspergillus sclerotioniger CBS 115572, 592 nucleotides long. RefSeq lists its product as uncharacterized. The record is from RefSeq and is a predicted model, not a curated record. Bases 50 to 460 code for a protein of 136 amino acids. Lineage: Eukaryota; Fungi; Ascomycota; Eurotiomycetes; Eurotiales; Aspergillaceae. The transcript has a single exon.